Molecule: messenger RNA, 2638 nt
Organism: Mercenaria mercenaria
Lineage: Eukaryota; Metazoa; Mollusca; Bivalvia; Venerida; Veneridae
Product: hemocyte protein-glutamine gamma-glutamyltransferase-like
Exons: 14
Coding region: 272-2200 (642 amino acids)
Biological process (GO): peptide cross-linking
Molecular function (GO): protein-glutamine gamma-glutamyltransferase activity
Source: RefSeq, a predicted model, not a curated record
AUCAUUAUUACUACUAGUUUUAUAGAUAGAAUAAACGUCAAAAACUGAUUUUGUAAUAACUAUCAUAUUUUUAGCUUUUCCACUGAACCAAAACGGCUCUGACGUCAUAUUAAAAGAGCUGGACUGUCAUGUAGCAGAAAAUGCACGAGAUCACCAUACGGAUAGAUUUGCAAAGUCACGUGACGAGUUUCUCGUUGUGAGACGGGCACAGACAUUCCGUAUUAGCUUGAUUCUCAACACACGGUUCUCAGACUCUGAUCAUGACAUCUGUAUGGAAUUUACAACUGGUCCUUCACCUCAACCAGGCAAAGGUACCUUUAUCAAACUGUCGUCUGCUUCAAAGAUGCAAACUUUUGAUACCUGGGGGAUCAAAAUAGAAUCUGUAAUGGGUAACAGAGUGACAGUCGGCAUUGAAACAUCAGCAGAAGCUAUUGUCGGCGAAUGGAAAAUGGAGGCAUCAGUGAAUUACAAGAAAAGACAGGAAAACAACAGAUCAGUGAGGAAAGAAACAUAUCUUUACAUGCUGUUUAACCCUUGGGAUAAAGGGGAUGUCGUCUUUUUUCCUGACAAAACUAUGCUAUCAGAGUACAUUCUCAAUGACAGUGGAUGUAUUUUUACUGGAGGAUACGAUCAGAUUGCGGCCAAACCUUGGUUUUAUGGACAGUUUGAAUCUGGUAUAUUAGAAGCUGCCAUUCUCUGUAUGAACAAGGCGUUCAAAUCGCGGCCAAGGCGAGCAAUGGGAGAUCCGGUUAGGGUGUCCAGAGCCAUUUCCAAAAUUGUAAACAGUAACGACGAUAAAGGUGUUAUAACUGGCAGCUGGUCCGGUAACUAUAGGAACGGAACUGCACCUCUUGCUUGGGUAGGCAGUGUGUCCAUUCUGAGACAGUAUAUGAAGUCAAAGAUGCCAGUGAAAUAUGGACAAUGUUUCGUCUUUGCUGGGGUAGUAACAACCCUAUGUAGAGCCCUUGGCAUCCCAUGCCGAACCGUGACCAACUUUUCGUCAGCUCAUGAUACUGACGGUAGUGUGACAGUAGAUGUGCACUGGGACGCUCUUGGAAAUUCCGAACUUACCUCACUCAAUACUGAUUCAAUCUGGAACUUUCAUGUUUGGAAUGAUGCAUGGAUGAAGAGGAAAGAUUUACCUCCCGGAAAUGACGGGUGGCAGGUUUUAGACUCGACACCACAGGAAACUAGUGACGGCGAAUUCCGAUGCGGUCCAGCGCCACUGACAGCCGUAUUGAACGGAAAAUGUGACAUGAAUUACGACACGGCAUUUAUCUAUGCCGAGGUAAAUGCGGACCGAGUUCACUGGAGCAAACAGGACGACGGAAAUUGGCAAAUGAUAAAUAUAGACAAAGCUAUUGUUGGAAAAAUGAUAAGUACGAAGAAACCUGAUGGUCUCCCUUUACCAGACAAUUUUGACGAUUGUGAAAAAUUCAGAGAUGAUAUCACUUCCCAGUACAAAUAUUUGGAAGGAAGUGAGAGAGAACGGAUGUCAGUGAUAUCAGCGGCCCUUAGUGCUCCCCGUGGGCUCGAUCGUGUCUAUACAAAGGACAGUGACAUCAAAUUUGAAAUCUUGACUCCUAAAUCGGUUAUGGUUGGGUCUGAUUUUGAAAUCGUCAUUGAGUUCUCGAAUUCUGCUGGCGUAUCGAGAACACUGUCUGGUCGGAUAUUGUGUGAAGUCACAAAGUACACGGGAACUGUAGUCCGUACAUGCAAAAAGGAGGCUUUAAAUGUCGAAAUAGAAGCUUAUCAACAGCAGAGAGUGGUGAUGCAUGUCGCUGUAGAGGAGUACGUGGACGCUGUGGCUGAAGCAGCUAUGUUUAGAUUUGCAAUGAUCACUCGGGUGAAAGAGUCAGGACAACAGUUUGCGGCAGUAAACACUUUCCGGCUCCGUUUGCCCGAUCUUUCUGUCAAAAUCCGUGACAGAUUUUUGAGGGCAGGAGUUCCGGUUGACAUCACUGUAUGCUUUGACAACCCUCUUAAGACAAGAACACUUUCAAACUGCCUCAUUCUUGCUGAAUGUCCUGGUAUGAAACAUAUGAAGGUAUUUUCAACAAGGAAUGUACUGCCUGGAGAACAGUUUCAAACUACUAUACAGAUAACACCCGACACGAGAGGAACGUGCCCAUUGUUUCUGACAUUCAACUGCGAUCAGAUCCACGACAUAAAAGGCACCUGUACACUUUAUAUUCAAUGAUGAUUGGGAGAGAGAGAGAGAGACUUAUACUAAACCUCAAUAGAGAUAACAUGUGACACGAAAGAAUCGUGCACUUUGUUCUGACUAUUUAGCUUCGAUCAGAUCCUUGGCAUUACAGGCACACACUUUAUAUACAAUAAUAACCGAGGCAUUCCGUAGACCUACAUGUGCAUUGUACAUGUACUUGUUUAUUACAAAAAGAUCUAAUAAUUAUGCAAUGUGUAAUAUAGAGAUUUUAAAUGAAAAUGUAGAAUUUCUGUCUCUCUUCAGAUGCUUUAAAGUUCAAAACUAAACCCGUUUCGUGAAUGUAAGAGGAGAGCUUUUAAAAAAUAAUUUUCAUCAUUUGUAAAUUUUGUAAGUAGUAUUCGUAAACAUUCAGUUACGUACAUGCGAUGUAAAGACAAAACAUUAAGAUUCAUAUCGAGGGUUCAACGCAAU